This is a messenger RNA of Symbiodinium necroappetens, 4215 nucleotides long. The record is from the annotation of a GenBank genome assembly. NCBI's taxonomy places the organism in Eukaryota, Dinophyceae, Suessiales, Symbiodiniaceae.
GCCAACACACUCCUCAAAGAUUGGAAGAAGGCACUGCCAAAUGUGGACAAGAGCAAAGUGGACGUCGUGAUCUGUCCGCCGGCUCUUUGGAUGUUUUCUCUGAAUGAGUCCAUCCAGGCUCUUGGCAUGAGCACCUGUGCGCAGAAUGUUGGGAAAAAUGAUGCCGGAGCCUUUACCGGUGAGUGGACUGCGACCAACCUGCUAGACAUCAACAUCUCGUGGACUCUCAUCGGGCACUCAGAGCGGAGAACGAAGUACGGCGAGACGGAUGCUGAUGUUGCAGAGAAGGUCGCAAAAUGCCAGGACGCAGGUCUCAACGUCAUCCUCUGCAUUGGCGAGACCUUGGAGGAGCGUGAAGGAGGAAAAACCGAUGAGGUCAACAAGCGGCAGCUGGGAGCCGUCCUGCCAAAAGUCAAGGACUGGGACAAGAUCGUCAUCGCUUACGAGCCAGUUUGGGCGAUCGGGACCGGCAAGGUGGCAACGCCAGACCAGGCGGAGGAAACGCAGGCGGCCAUCCGAGCCUACCUCAAGGAGGCAGCUGGUGCUGCUGUGGCCGACAAGGCAGCUGCAGCCGAAGCAUUGCGCUGUGCGCCGAUUCCGAGCACACCGCUGUUGAGGAGUGGAGCCAGCAUAGCUCCGGGCCCAUUGCCUGUACCAAGGCAUAGGUCGACUCCUCAGCCUCCAGCGACUCCAGCGCCGCCUCUGGGACCGCCUCCUGGACCGCCUCCACCUCCGUCGCAGCCCUUGCCAACCCCACAGUCGCCUGAACUUCAAGUCCGCCCUGUCUCGCUGCCAGCAGCUAAUUUUGCGGUGCCGGCGCCACUUCAGAUACCAGUCGAGCGUCAUCUAAGUCCGGCUCGGGCGACCCCCUGCUACAGCCCGGCAUCACAGCCUUCACCGCACCUCGUUCAUGGCCAAACCCUCCCUGCGACCCGGGCGACUUUGCCAGUGAAUUGCCAUGGCACAUCCGAGACGAGUCAGCAAGCAAUGCUGGAGGCACUCUGGAGGCGCACUUCAGCCAUUGCGGAGGAUUGUGCCCGCUGGAAUCAAGUUCUGCGGCAGAAAGAGAAAGAAGCAUCAGAGCUUGCAGGCAUGAUCCGCAAUUUCACUGAAGAGUACAUGGUCCCUGUGGUGCCCCAGCCAUCGCAUCAAGGGCAAGCUCAGACCGAAGAUGCUCAUGCUGGCAGGACCGUCUCGCCAACUCCGCAGCUGAAAGUGCGGCUUGGUCCUCCCACCGACCGAGUCUUCUCGGAUGAGAUGCAGCCAGCGGUGCCCGUGCAGCCAGUCGCAGGGCCCAAUGGACACAUGGAGAUCUCCGUACCAGAGCCGGAAGUCGAAAACAGAGACAUCUAUGAUGGCUUCUCGCCUGCACGCACUCAGCAUGCCGACAGCUUUCGCGAAGGCGCUGAUAAGCCAGAGUCGGAGGUAACCAAAGAAGUUGUGGAAUCGGCACUGGGGCUGAGCAAGGAGACUGCCAUGACUGACAUCAACCAUGAUGAAAUAUUCGUGGGCUCUCAUGUAGAGAAGUUCGAUGAAGCUUUUGCAGAAGGUGAAGGAGAAGAGGGUGAGCUUUUUGCCAAAGUCCGGGCGGCCUUGUCACGCGUUGUGGGUGGUGAAGCUGCCAGCGCUCUUCAUGACCCAGCGACAGUUCUGAUCCCCACAGGGUGGGAAGAAAACAUGUUCAUCCCGGCAAGCUGGGAGGAAAAAGCUCGCCCACCCCCUGAGCCUGCACCUCAAGAGCAUGGUCUCUCACCGUUUACCACCUCCGUUGGUGGCUCCACCAUGGCUGCCGAGCCUGACCCAUCUUCGGAAUUUGCUGGGGUUUUCUCCACCGAAGCCGAGGAUCAGUCAGCCUUGAGUCCGGAGCUCACAGGGCAUGUGGAUGCAGAGCACGCAGGGCACCUGGAGCCUGCCGUGCUACCUGAAAAAGUCGGCCACCCAGGCCCAGCCACAGCCUUCUCCGAAUGCCUCUCUGCAGUCAGCUGCGACUCCAUGGCUUUAUCCCAGGAGGCCAUCGCGGUGCACAGCACAGAGCUGGAGGCUGUGCAGUCGGAAGCAGCUCAUGCCAGCAAAAGCACACGCUGCGAAGGCGCCCGAAAGCCGAGACCGCAUUGGGACGCGCUCCAGAAGAAGCCAAGCUUCCACUUCUACAUCACCGCCGAGGACUUCACCGAACAGAAGCGGGAGCUCAUCUGUGCUUCCAAUGUCACCGGACGCUCAGCUCAGCCAGAAGCAACUGAGGUGAGAAUUCAGUAUGGUGGCAGUGUCACUCCCGACAACUGCGCCGAGUUGAUCACGAAGCCGAACAUCGACGGAUUCUUGGUGGGCGGUGCAUCGCUGAAGCCCACAUUUAUGGACAUCGUGUCCAAGGUGGGGCCGUCCAAAAUGGUUGACAUGUGGCCUAAGUACGAGGAGAAGAUGAAGAAGGAAGACCUCAACGAAUCUGCCAUUGCGGCCUUCAAAUACAACUAUGGCGUUCUCGUCUCCGGUGCUGAUGUGAUGAUUCCAGAGAGCAAGCUGGACCCAGUCGACAAGCUGCCUGAGUACGAGAAACUGAAGGAAAAGCCAGAUCCCAGGCUCCUGCGGAAGACCCUCAUCUUGAAGCUGAACGGAGGGUUGGGCACAGGCAUGGGCUUGGAGAAGGCCAAAUCCCUUCUCACGGUCACCGAGGGUAACAGCUUCCUUGACCUGAUUGCAAAGCAGGUGGCAGCGACCAAAAAGACCUUCAAGACCGACCUGAAGUUCAUGCUUAUGAACUCGUUCUCGACUUCGAAGGACACGCUGGAGGCCCUUUCCAAGUACACCGAGCUUGGAACUGGCUCAGAUCUUGAGUUCGUGCAGAACAAGGCGCCCAAGGUCACAGAAAGCGACUUCUCGCCGGCCGAUUGGAGCGCAGAUGCAUCGAUGGAGUGGUGCCCGCCGGGCCAUGGCGAUUUGUACCCAGCGCUGCUCGGGAGUGGCACGCUGGAGAAGCUUUUGAAGAAGGGCUACAGGUACAUGUUCGUCUCCAACUCGGACAACCUUGGGGCGACCAUGGACCUGAAAAUUCUGACUCACUUCGUGCAAUCUGGUGCUCCGUUCAUGAUGGAGGUCGCGGAACGCACUGAUGCUGACAAGAAAGGUGGACACCUGGCAAAAGACAAGGCAACCGGCGGUCUCCUCCUCCGCGAGUCUGCUCAGUGCCCUGAAGAGGAUGAGAAGGAAUUCCAGAAUGUUGGCAAGUACAAGUCUCUGGGGCAGUCUGAGUCCAGGUUUUUCAACACCAACAACCUCUGGGUGGACUUGGCAGCUUUGAAGAGGGAGUUCAGGAAGAACGACGGAGCACUGCCUCUUCCGGUCAUGAAGAACUCGAAGACGGUGGACCCACGAGACAAGAAGUCCACAAAAGUUUUGCAGCUGGAGACGGCCAUGGGGGCUGCCAUCCAGUGCUUCGAAGGUGCGUCCGCUCUGGUUAUCCCUCGUUCACGUUUCGCUCCGGUGAAGACCACAAACGACCUCCUGGCGUUGCGAUCCGAUGCCUACCUCCUCACGGAGGACUUCACUGUCGUUCUCGCACCAGAACGAAAUGGAGUUCCUCCUGACGUGAAGUUGGAUGGCAUGUACAAGUUUACAGAUGCCUUGGAGGAGAAGCUCAUACCAAAUGGGCCACCGUCUCUCAUCGGAUGCAAAAAGCUCGUGAUUGAAGGAGCCGUGAAACUGGCCAAGGGUGUGGUUUUCAAGGGCACCGUCACCGUGAAGAACACCAGCGGAGCAGAGAAGGAGGAUGGGCAGCAAAAACUCGGCAGCCCUCCGAGGAGUGAGCCUUUGGAGCCGGAAAUCCUGCCCUGUUUGCUCCAGUACCUUCCUGCUCGUGCAAGGCGGACACUGUGCCGGCAAGAAUACCGUGCCGUCCAGAAUGAAGUCCAACCGCAGCUGAGACAGGUCUGGGAGAGGCUGAGCGCGGAGGUGGACCGCUGCGAGGCUGAGUUCCAUCAUGCCUGCGGCUCAUGCACGCCGGAGCUGUGCUUUGGCUCCGUGUGCUUAGCCUUGGUGGCACGGCAGCCCAGGUUGUGUCAGCUGGUCUUCCCCGUCAUAGGCAUUGUCGCAGGAGUAGUGAGUCUGAGUUGUGUGAUGCCGAUUUGCGUGAAAAGCGCUGUGGCUCGGAGACGGAUGCAGCUGUUUCCGGUGCAGCCCACUGCCCAAGUUCCUGAGAUGGGCAUGAUGGUGGGUGCUUGA